AUGGUGCGCGAUAGAUGCAACGAGUUGAAGCCAUGUCGCGCUUUGCUGGACUCAGGGUCACAAGGCACGCUUAUAACCGAAUCUUGCGUACAGCGACUGCAGCUGAAACGAGGCUUUGAUAGAUCUAUGUUAUAUGGGGUCGGUUCAGUCAAUGGAGGUCACACUAGAGGAAGGGUCGAAUUAAAUAUCGAGGCGACACAAUAUGACACCAUUAUUAGAACUGAGGCAUUAUGCUUGCUCAAUUUAACUUACACUUUGCCUCCGUGCGAUAUAAGCCAUCACAGUUGGACAUUUUUCAAUGAAGUUAAUCUUGCAGAUCCUUCAUAUUCGAAACCUGGUAAAAUCGACAUCAUACUUGGAGCAGAUGUCUUCACUAGCUGUUUACUGCCAGAGAAGUUGACUCAUCCUAGCGGUUCACCGACCGCAGUCAACACAAUUUUCGGUUGGGUUAUAAUGGGUAAAAUAAAGGGAGCAGACGAACAAAACAUUGUAACUGCACAUACAUGUGUGGAUUUAAAUCAGCAACUUCAACGCUUCUGGGAAGUUGAAGAUCUACGAGAACCGACAAAUUACCUGACGGAUGAAGAGAAAAAAGCGGAAUUACAUUUUCAACAACAUACUCAGCGCGAUGUACAAGGCAGGUACGUUGUUAGGCUCCCGUUAAAAGAGGAUGAGGUUAACCUAGGGGAAUCACGGUCUGCUACGCUUAGACGACUUAUUUCAGUGGAGCGUCGAAUCGACAGUGAUGUGCAACUCAAGGAAGAAUAUGGGAAAUUUAUGGACGAAUAUUUAGAGUUGGGGCAUAUGGAGAUUAGCAGCACGGUAAACGUACACAGAAAGUACUUCAUGCCACAUCACGCAGUAUUCAAACCAACAAGUGCCACAACAAAACUACGGGUAGUGUUCGACGCAUCCUGCAAGAGUUCAAAUGGAUUGUCACUCAACGACAACUUGUUAAUCGGUCCAACAAUACAAAAGGAUCUGUUCGAGAUCAUAACCAAAUUCAGGAAAUACAAGGUUGGAUUUGCCGGCGAUAUCGAAAAAAUGUACCGACAGGUAUUGGUACAUCCAGAUGACCGGCCGUUGCAGCGUAUAUUGUGGGGACGUUCCACGGAGGAAGAACCUACUGCUUACGAUCUUCGCACCGUAACAUAUGGCACGGCAGCUGCACCUUUCUUAGCGGUAAGGACACUGCAGCAAGUGGCAUAUGACUACUCUGAUGAAUAUCCUGACGCAGCAUCUGCAAUAUCGAACAAUUUUAUGUAG
Messenger RNA from Rhagoletis zephyria (snowberry fruit fly), 1266 nucleotides. RefSeq lists its product as uncharacterized. The record is from RefSeq and is a predicted model, not a curated record. NCBI's taxonomy places the organism in Eukaryota, Metazoa, Arthropoda, Insecta, Diptera, Tephritidae.